AUGACUGUAAGAACAAACGACCGCCUUGAAAGCCAGAUGGGAGCCUACGCUGUCCUCUACGGCCUGGCCAAACUGAACGGCUACGAACCUUACAUCCGAAAAGAUAUGUACAGAAUCCUGUCUCCGUUAUUUCGACUGACGCUACCGAUCAUGGAUCAAACGAUAGAAAACAUUACCUGGACAGACUUCAGCGUUAAUGAAUGGAUGUCUGACAGUUACCUCAACAUUGCACCGCAGUUCGUGCAGCUCCGUGUCUACUUCUGUUCGUGGACAUUCUUCCACCAGUACCGAAGCGAAAUCCUUCGGGACUUCAGCUUCCACGACCACGUCAAGAGACGGUCCUGGAGCACGCUGGCCAAGCUGAAGGGUAGCAGGAAGGACCCCACGUACAUCGGCGUUCACGUGCGACGCGGUGACUACGUCACGGCGAACAUCGACCACGGACUCAGAGCGGAUAAACCUUACCUGGAUAAAGCGAUGACGUAUUUCAGGGUCAAGUACCAUGAACCCGUGUUCGUGGUGGCCAGCGACGGAGUAGCCUGGUGCCGCGAGAACAUCGAUGCCACCAGAGGUGACGUGUACUUCGCCGAAGAGUUCAACGAAUCGUCACCGGGUUACGACCUAGCACUCCUGGCUCACUGCAACCACACCAUUAUGACCACCGGGAUCUUCGGCUUCUGGGCCGCCUACUUAGCCGGGGGUGAAACCAUCUAUUUCCACAGCGUCGUUGCUCCGGACUCCAAGUGGUGGAAGAUUUUCGAACCUGAGGCACAUUAUUUGCCAGAGUGGAUUGAUAUGCAGGCAAACUUAUCUUCCCUUCAGCUGAUAUCGCCGGCGAAGAAUAAAAACCAGGACGCAGACGGUGCAGAUAAACGUGUUAUAUCGCAGGGCAGCUGA
Messenger RNA from Ornithodoros turicata, 897 nucleotides. RefSeq names its product galactoside alpha-(1,2)-fucosyltransferase 2-like. Gene Ontology annotation, biological process: carbohydrate metabolic process. The coding region runs from base 1 to 897 and encodes 298 amino acids. Gene Ontology annotation, cellular component: membrane. The transcript has a single exon. NCBI's taxonomy places the organism in Eukaryota, Metazoa, Arthropoda, Arachnida, Ixodida, Argasidae. The record is from RefSeq and is a predicted model, not a curated record. Gene Ontology annotation, molecular function: galactoside 2-alpha-L-fucosyltransferase activity.